Molecule: messenger RNA, 2859 nt
Organism: Mercurialis annua (annual mercury)
Lineage: Eukaryota; Viridiplantae; Streptophyta; Magnoliopsida; Malpighiales; Euphorbiaceae
Exons: 10
Coding region: 365-2590 (741 amino acids)
Source: RefSeq, a predicted model, not a curated record
CACACCCAAAGAAAAGAGCAUCCAUCUUGGAUGAUUGCUGACGCUGCACAGCAAACACCACAACAGCUGCGUUUUACAGUUUUUAUGUUAAUUUAUAAUUUUUCAACAAAAAUCUCUUCCAUUAUUCAAAUUCCCAUUUUAAUUCCAACAACAACAUUACUAUAACCUAAUUACUUAAUUAGCAUCGUUAAUUAAACAUUAAUGCUAUAAUUUUUUAGAGAUAUCGAAUAUUUUUUCUUCGCCGCACUCAGUUUAGCACAAGGUGAUAAUCUUUCGCAUGGCUUUAAUGCUGCUAGGAGUAUAUCGAUAGAAUAAAAAAUGGAUUAACUUCACUUUGGAGUAGGUGGUGCGUAUAUUAACUGUCAUGGCUCGUAAAGGUAAUCAACAGAGGAAUGGGGUGGAUCGUCAUGCAUCAAACCAUAAGAAAAAGAUGACAGAUUCGGGGGAUCAUGAUAUGAAAGGACGAGGAAGAUCAAGUGAGGUGAAAGUUUUUCCUGGAGAGGAAAUCCCAAUAGGUAAUCAGCCGAGUAGUCCCUCUAUAGAUAAUGUAAGAAAAACUUAUCCAGUUGGAGAUGAUAACAAGACAAAGCAAAAUUCUGGAAAGCUUCAGAGGAAAGAGAAGCAAGGGAUGGCCGAAAUGCAGGAUCUAGGGGAAUCAGUAUCAUCCAGGAAUGGUUCGGAAGAUUGCAGUGGUCCUUUUGUUGAAAUACCUGGUGCAGGACAAGAAAAUGCAACCAUGUCCGGUUGGGAAAGUAGUUUAAGACGUGGAAGAAAUGGAAUAAACUACUUGCUUAAUAGCCCACAUACGCAAGCUAUGGUAGAAAGAUUACGGUUUUCAGCUAAUGCAGCAGUUAAAAACUUGAGGACAUUAGCUUUGUCUUUAAUGAAAGCAGCAGGUGAGUGGCAGGAGAAGCACAGGCCGUUGUUUCUUAGAAUAGCAAGCAACCUGUAUAAUGCUCGUGAUUAUGCUAAACUAAAGGUUGUGCAAGCAUAUCCAGUUGUUUCAAAAUGGCUCAUCUUUUUGGGGAACAUGAUGCUGCUUUUGACAAUGUUUUUCUUGGACUUCACUCUUAGAGGCGUUGAUUCCUUUAUACGACUAGGAACAACCUCCUUCUUUUCAGUCAUAUGGUGUAGCAUUAUAUCAGUACUUGCUAUGGUUGGGAUUUUUAAGUUUCUUAUAGUCCUGGCCGUAGCUGCAUUUGUGGGAGUUUUCAUUGGUCUCACUCUUGGACUUCUGGUGGUUGCCCUUUCUGGAAUUAUUUUCUUAUGGCUUUAUGGAAGUUUCUGGACUACGCUAUCAGUUAUGAUCGUUGGAGGGUUGGCAUUCCUGUUUAGCCAUGAGCGAGUUGCACUAUUAAUCACCACCGUUUAUUCCGUUUAUUGUGCAUGGACUUAUGUUGGAUGGCUUGGCUUAUUUCUGGCUUUGAAUUUAUCCUUUCUCUCUAGUGACAUUCUGAUAUACUUCCUCAAAAAUAGUGUUAACCAACGUGGAAGAUCUGAUCCCACUGAGCAAGGUGCUGAAAUGGAGGAUCAACCAGGCUUCUCUAAUGGCGAGUCCUUUCGUCCAUCAUUCACUGAAACAGGCCCAGGGUUAUCAGCAGAUCGUAGCCCUGGAGUACCUUCAACAAGUGGUACUGAUUCUGAGUUGACUUCUGAAGAAGAGGUUAUUCGACUAUUGAACUGCAGUGAUCACUAUUCAGUGCUGGGCUUGUCUCGGUUUGAGAACGUGGAUGUUUCUUUACUGAAAAAGGAGUACAGAAAAAAGGCAAUGCUGGUCCAUCCCGAUAAGAAUAUGGGUAAUGAGAAGGCUGCAGAAGCUUUCAAGAAACUUCAAAAUGCGUAUGAGGUUUUGCUUGAUUCGUUAAAACGAAAAACAUAUGACGAUGAAUUGAGGCGAGAAGAAUUGCUGAAUUAUUUCCGUAGGUUUCAAAGCACUUCUCAGAAGCAGAAUGGAGGACAUGGUUUCUUUGCCUCUGGCUUUGCUCCCUCAGAGGCUGAAGGUGAAGACCCUUUUGUAGAAUCAAGGCAAAUAGCUUGCAAAAAGUGCAACAAUUUUCAUGUUUGGUUGCUUACAAAGAAGUCAAAAUCUCGAGCAAGAUGGUGCCAGGACUGUAAAGACUUUCAUCAGGCAAAAGAUGGAGAUGGAUGGGUUGAGCAAUCUUCCCAGCCAUUCUUUUUCGGACUACUGCAGAAGGUUGAUAUUCCUACGGCAUACGUUUGUGCAGAUAGCAAGAUAUACAAUGCUACUGAAUGGUAUAAUUGCCAGGGAAUGAGAUGUCCAGCCAACAUUCACAAACCAAGUUUUCAUGUCAAUACAAGUAUUACAUCUAAGCACAACACCAACAAAGGAUCAAGUUCAGGACAAAGAAGCGGGCGGAUGCCACCGUCUAAUAUGGAAGAGACGAUGACGGAAGAAGAAUUCUUUGAGUGGCUACAGAAUGCAGUGCAAGCUGGUGUAUUUGACAAUUUCAAUGGCAAAACCUCUGCUGCUGAGAGCCCAUCUGCUAGGGCCGGAAAUGGUCCGAAAAGCAGCGGCGGCGGCGGCAGCAGUGGUAGCAAGAAGAAGAAAAAGGGCAAGAAACAAUGGUGAAAAGCUGAUGCUUGAGUUUCUAUAAAUUUUGUAAGCAUUUUUCCAACCCUAUAAAAAGGGAUUAUAAGCUUCAAGAAAGGCCUUGUAAUCUUUUUCUUAAAUGGAAUGGAGGCAUGAAGAAGGCAAAUGAAAAGGUUAAGAUCUUAGCACUGAUUAAGGAGGGAAAUAGUUAACCAAAUCUUUAACUAUAAAUAUUGAUUUUGAUUAUACAAAGGAAUCAUAUCAUCAUUCAAUAGUAAAUUAAUUUACAAUAACAAGUCAUUUCUUAA